Plasmodium adleri (nom. inval.) is the source of this 873-nucleotide messenger RNA. RefSeq names its product protein transport protein SEC20, putative. Gene Ontology annotation, molecular function: SNAP receptor activity. The record is from RefSeq and is a predicted model, not a curated record. Gene Ontology annotation, cellular component: endoplasmic reticulum; SNARE complex. NCBI's taxonomy places the organism in Eukaryota, Apicomplexa, Aconoidasida, Haemosporida, Plasmodiidae. The transcript has 7 exons. Bases 1 to 873 code for a protein of 290 amino acids. Gene Ontology annotation, biological process: retrograde vesicle-mediated transport, Golgi to endoplasmic reticulum.
AUGAAUCAUAACUUUAAAACAAGUUUAGAUAUUAAUAAUAAAAAUGUAGAUGGUAAUAUAAAUAAAAUAAAUUCUAUAAUAAACCAAAUGAGAUUGGUGGAUGAAAAUUUGAAAAACUUAUUUUCAUUUGAAGAAACACUGAAUGACCAUGAUGCCCUUUUAUUAUUUCGAGGAAGAGUAUCAAAACGAAUUGUAGAUUAUUCAAAUUUAAUUACUGAAUGUGAUAAUAACUUGACAUGUUCAGAAUAUAUUUCUCCAAAUUUGAAAGAGCAAUAUGAAUAUCACUUAAAAAAUGUAGACAAUUAUAAAAGAGAAUUGAGUGUAUGGUGGAAUGAAAGAGCAAAUGAUUAUCAUCGUUUAUGUAUGGAAAAUUUUUUAAAUAGAAAAAUUAGUGAUAUUAAUGUUACUAGUAAUGAUGAUGAUAACAAUAAAAUUACGGAUAUAAAUUUGAAAGACACUAAGAAAUUAAUGAUAGAUGAAAUUAAUAGAAUGAAAAAUGUAAAAUCCGAGUUAAUAGAAUCAUCCCAGAAAUUGAAGAAACAGGAUGAAAUAUUUAACAUUUUUGAAAUGAAGAUAAGGUCUAGUGCUAAGCUUAUAUAUUCCUUAAAAAAAAAAGCUGAAAGUGAUACAAGAUAUGUAUGGUAUUCAUUCUUUUUUUUUGUAAGUAUUUGUGUGUAUAUUACAAUGAGAAGGUUGGGUCUCCUGAGAGCACUAUUUACGCUAAUUAAAUUCAUUGUGUCCAUAUUAUUUUAUGUGAGCAAAUUAUGUUUUAAAAUAUUUCAGCUGUUCAAAAAAACAAACGAGACAAAAUAUACGCCAACCGUAGACAAUUCGAAAAGUUUGGUUCUUGUUCCAAAUAACAACGAAUUAUAA